Mus caroli (Ryukyu mouse) is the source of this 3607-nucleotide messenger RNA. It is a transcript of the gene Trim41, whose product is annotated as tripartite motif containing 41. NCBI's taxonomy places the organism in Eukaryota, Metazoa, Chordata, Mammalia, Rodentia, Muridae. Gene Ontology annotation, molecular function: zinc ion binding; protein binding. The record is from RefSeq and is a predicted model, not a curated record.
GACCCCCGGAGUCGCAAACGAACAAACAAGUUUCGGGUCUAGAGGGGCCGGAAAUAUGAGGACGCUGAGCGGGCCCGCCCCUCAGCUUCCGGCACUGGUCCUCGGAGUCCCUUCUGCAAUCGUCCGUGCCUGGUCGGUAGGAUGGCGCUAGGCCGCUGCGGUUGGAGCACGGAGAACAGGGCGCUGCUCAACGUCCUCGCCACCCUCCGCCGUCCGUCCCCGCUGGCAGGGCAUGGGGGCGCCUUCCGCUCCGUACGCGUUCUUCGCGGCCAGUCAUCACCGAGACGUGGGCCUCCGCCGUCCUAGCCCUCCCGUCCUGUUCCACCGUGUCAGCUAGAGCGUCUCCUCCUCGUUUCCGGUCGCUCCGCAGCCUGGGGCGGGGCGUGGGAGGAGGGGGCGGCGCCUCGCCGGGAACUCCUGAGUUCAGGUUGUGCGGAGACGCCGGAAGCGUUGGGAGGGAGGCCGGAAGCCGGGGGGCGGGGCCAGGAAGUGAGGAGGGGCGGGGGUUUAUGAGCAGGCCAGGGGAGCGUUGGGGCAGAUUUGCACUCAGGUCCACCUGAGCGGCUUGUCGGUGGGGCUCCCCUCUGUCCCCUCCCCUCUGUGAGACACGGUGGUCGUCUGGGGGUAGGGGACUGUGUGUGGCGGGGUGGGCUGGUCGGAGGACAUUCCUUUGGCCUUGCCGCAGACAAGGUGCAGAGAGGUUGGGCUCGGGGUGGGGACGGGGCUUCGGGGCUUCGGGAAAGGGAGACCCCCCCCCCCCCCCCCCCCCCCCCCCCCCCCCCCCCCACUUCUACCCUGGCUGACUGGACACUAAGAUGGCUGCCGUUGCCAUGACACCCAACCCUGUGCAGACCCUUCAGGAGGAGGCGGUGUGCGCCAUCUGCCUCGAUUACUUCACGGACCCGGUGUCCAUCGGCUGCGGGCACAACUUCUGCCGAGUGUGUGUAACCCAGUUGUGGGGCGGGGAGGAUGAGGAAGACAGAGAUGAGUUGGAUCGGGAGGAGGAGGAGGAGGAGGUCGGAGAGGAGGAAGAAGUGGAAGCUGUCGGGGCUGGCGGGGGCUGGGACACCCCUAUGCGGGAAGAAGAUUAUGAGGGUGACAUGGAGGAGGAGGCCGAGGAGGAAGAGGAAGUGUUCUGGAGUAGUGGUAUAGGUGGGUCUAACUGGGACAACAUGGACUAUGUGUGGGAGGAGGAGGAGGAGGAGGAGGAGGAACUGGACUAUUACUUGGGGGAUGUGGCGGACCUGAGAGGGGAAGAUGAGGACGAGGAGGAGGAAGUGCUGGAGGAAGACGAGGAAGAGGAGCUAGACCCGAUCACCCAACUGCCGCCACCUCCAGCCCCUCGGAGAUGCUUCACUUGUCCCCAGUGUCGAAAAAGUUUUCCUCGGCGGAGCUUCCGCCCCAACCUGCAGUUGGCCAACAUGGUCCAGGUGAUCCGUCAGAUGCACCCAACUCCUGGGCGAGGGAGCCGUGUGAAUGAACAAGGCAUCUGUCCAAGACACCAAGAAGCCCUGAAGCUGUUCUGUGAGGUGGAUGAAGAAGCCAUCUGUGUGGUGUGCCGCGAAUCCAGGAGCCACAAACAGCAUAGUGUGGUGCCAUUGGAGGAGGUAGUGCAGGAGUACAAGGCCAAGCUACAAGGGCAUGUGGAACCACUUAGGAAGCAUCUAGAGGCUGUGCAGAAGAUGAAGGCCAAGGAGGAGAGGCGAGUGACAGAGCUGAAGAGCCAGAUGAAGUCAGAGCUGGCAGCUGUAGCCUCAGAGUUUGGGCGGCUAACACGGUUUCUGGCUGAAGAGCAGGCAGGAUUAGAGCGGCGCCUCCGGGAGAUGCACGAAGCUCAGUUAGGACGUGCGGGAGCAGCAGCCAACCGUCUAGAAGAGCAGGCUGCCCAGCUGAGCCGCUUGCUUGCUGAAGCCCAAGAACGGAGCCAACAGGGGGGCCUGCGGCUACUGCAAGACAUCAAGGAGACUUUCAAUAGGUGUGAAGAGAUACAGUUGCAGCCCCCAGAGAUUUGGUCCCCUGACCCAUGCCAACCCCAUAGCCACGACUUCCUGACAGACGCCAUCGUGAGGAAAAUGAGCCGCAUGUUUUGUCAGGCUGCAAGAGUGGACCUGACACUGGACCCUGACACAGCUCACCCAGCUCUGCUGCUGUCCCCUGAUCGCCGUGGAGUCCGCUUGGCAGAACGUCGGCAGGAGGUUCCUGAACAUUCCAAGCGCUUCUCAGCUGACUGCUGUGUACUAGGGGCCCAGGGCUUCCGCUCUGGCCGGCACUACUGGGAGGUAGAGGUGGGUGGGCGGCGAGGCUGGGCAGUGGGUGCUGCACGUGAAUCAACCCAUCAUAAAGAAAAAGUGGGCUCUGGGGGGUCCUCUGUUAGCAGUGGGGAUGCCAGCUCCUCACGCCAUCAUCAUCGCCGCCGCCGGCUCCAUCUGCCUCAGCAGCUCCUACUCCAGCGCGAAGUGUGGUGUGUGGGCACCCACGGCAAACGAUACCAGGCACAGAGCUCAACAGAGCAGACACUGCUCAGCCCAUGUGAGAAACCACGGCGCUUUGGCGUAUACCUGGACUAUGAGGCUGGGCGCCUGGGCUUCUACAAUGCGGAUACCUUAGCCCAUGUGCACACCUUCUCAGCUGCCUUCCUUGGCGAGCGUGUUUUCCCUUUCUUCCGGGUACUUUCCAAGGGUACCCGAAUCAAGCUCUGCCCUUGAUCAGCCUGCCACCCGCAGGGGCCCCUCUGGUUACCACUGGGGGGGCGGGUGGUGGUGGAUGGUUGCCCACUGUUUGGGAGCCUAGAUACCUCCCACUGUUUGUUACUGAAUUGCUUCCUGCUCCCUCUUGAACCCAGGCUGCUUCUCCCUCUAGGAGUCAAAAAGCCCUCCUAGACUCCUCCAGCUCAGUCUUUUCUCACCUACUUUGUCUGACAGGUCUGCAUGGGUCCCUGAUAACGAACAGCUGCCUGAUGACCUCCCCUCCUGCCUAGCUCAGUCCAGCUCUGGGUCCCACUUUUUCGAGUAGGGGAAUGUGUGGAGAUUCCUCAACUUUCCUUUUUCACCCCCCCACCCCUCAACCUUUGUCAUUUCUCUGGAGGGUUUGGACAAGGCACUCCAUGUUUUGGUGCAAGCUUCAGCUAAGAGCUUUAGGAGCUGUCUAGGCAAUCAGGCUGGGCAAAAGGGUAGAGCUGUGUAAAAGUCUACUUUUUCUUGGGGAAGUAGGAACACUAAAGCUUUCCUUCCACCCCCCAAUUUCUACCUCCAUAGACUGGCCAGAAUUUAGCUUCAGUGAGAUCUGAGAUGGUCAGCAUGACAUCACAUACCCAAUAAAUUAUUUUCUCUCUGCAUCUUAUGUAGGAGCCUAAGUCUCUGUCAGGCUCUUAUUCAGAAGUUUCUGGCCUUUCCAUGCCUUUUAUUUCCACUUGGUAAGCCCUGUUAGGGAGCUUGAGACAAGGGUCUGGAUCCUUGGGAGACCACUGGGUAUAAUCUAUUUUUCUAGUAACCCCUUGCCUUCUGACAUUAAACAGCUUUUGUCCUCUGCUUUGGUGGCUGAGGUCAACUCAUGUUCUUGGGGAAAGAUGGGUUGUGUUGCAAAAAUAAAAAAAAGUGUUUAUUUGCUU